Messenger RNA from Caenorhabditis angaria, 483 nucleotides. NCBI's taxonomy places the organism in Eukaryota, Metazoa, Nematoda, Chromadorea, Rhabditida, Rhabditidae. The record is from the annotation of a GenBank genome assembly.
AUGGAAGAAUAUAUGGAAACUGGAUAUUCUAGCGAUUUGAAAAAUAUUAAUCAAAAAUAUAUACCGAAUAGUAUUCAAUAUUCCUUGGCUAUUGCACAAAACUUGCAAUAUUUGAAAGAAAACUCCACAAAACUUUAUGAAAGACAAUUGAAAAGUCUGUAUAUUCAGAAAUGUGAAAGCAACAAAGCAGAAGCCUUGAAGUUCUUGAAAAAUUUGCAAUCACUUUUCUAUCUUGAGGAAAAUGAACCAUGUACUUUGUAUAAUUGUUUUUCAAAUUUGGCAAUGGAUUCAAAUUGUUCUCGAGCUGCUGAAACAUUAUACAAAGUAGUUGUUGCGAAUGUUAAGGAUGUAUUUAGAAUUAAUGAUUUUAAGCUUGGAAAUUUCACCAAAGCUUAUAAUAAUGCACUAUCAACUCUAUGGCUUUUCGAUCAUCCUGCGGAAAAAUCCGAAUUGCGAAAAAUGUUCGAAUUUUUCAAAAAAUGA